Molecule: messenger RNA, 544 nt
Organism: Drosophila simulans
Lineage: Eukaryota; Metazoa; Arthropoda; Insecta; Diptera; Drosophilidae
Exons: 2
Coding region: 139-405 (88 amino acids)
Source: RefSeq, a predicted model, not a curated record
GUACCCAAAGGCAAUGAGAUAGCUUUCAAUUUGGAAGUAUAUUUGAAUAUUUUGGAAAACAAUUGCUGUCGCACACUACGAAGCUAUUGAGGGACACGCGGUUAGGGGCCGCAUGCUGCGUUAUUGGUCCUCUUAAAGAUGCCAAGUCAUUGGCCAUGUCUUUUGAUCCUGCUUGUUUUAAUCGUACUCCUGCUAGCUGUUGGCGGAUACUACACUAUUAUUCACCCGAAACAGAUUCACCUGGAAAGCUGUUAUCACAAAGGCGGAGCCUGCCGAGAAACGUGGAACUGCGAGGAGAGGUACCGCAGUCGUGUUCGCACCACGUGUAUCAACAAACGAAAGGUCUGCUGCAUGUCCACGCUCCAGAUAAAGAGCCUUCAGGAUGCCGAGUACUACGCCGAGUGAAGGUCCUUUGGAUUGGAGACUGCCCAAGUCGAAACAGCCGAACAUGCCACUUUUAUUGCACACAUUAUCCUGUAUUGAAUGUAUCAUUUCGUAGGCAAUUUAUUACAAUGGAAUAAUGAAGUUAAAUUAGUAUUCCGGA